This is a messenger RNA of Humulus lupulus (European hop), 887 nucleotides long. RefSeq names its product auxin-responsive protein SAUR76. NCBI's taxonomy places the organism in Eukaryota, Viridiplantae, Streptophyta, Magnoliopsida, Rosales, Cannabaceae. Gene Ontology annotation, biological process: response to auxin. The transcript has a single exon. The record is from RefSeq and is a predicted model, not a curated record. Bases 123 to 500 code for a protein of 125 amino acids.
UCUCCUAUCCAAACCCUCCCCAAUCAAACAAACAAAAUCGAAAAAAAAAUUCUCUCUCGUUUUCACACUCGCAUUUUCUCGGGAAAAUCGUUGGUUGUUUGUUUGAACAUUCCUGAACAGAGAUGGCGAAAGGAAAGUUGACGAAGAUCAAGUCUGUGCUGAAGAAAUUGAACUCGUUCAGCGGCAACAAGCAGAGCCGUACGAGUAGCGUGAACUCAGUUGCGGACGAUUCCUGCACGAGUACAAUCUCCAGAGAUCUCCACCCAGUUUAUGUCGGAAAAUCGCGGCGACGCUACCUUGUCGGUUCGGAGGUCAUCGACCACCCGCUCUUCCGGGAGCUCGUCGGGAGGUCCGCAGCGGCCGCUGACGAUUCCGGCGACAUCGACACAGUCAACGUGGCCUGCGAAGUCGUUUUGUUCGAACACUUGCUUUGGAUGCUCGAGAACGCUGAUCCACAGCCCGAGUCGUUGGAUGAACUCGUUGAGUUUUACGCUUGCUGAGAAUAAUAUUCUCAAUUUUCAAAAUGAAAAAAAAACAAUGAAUGAUAUAAAAACUUUAUAUAUAUAUAAAUAUAUGUGUAUGCAUGAGUAAUUCUGUAUGAUUGGGUAGAAAAUAACAAUGCGGAAUAAUGGUCCGGACGGCUCUGUAAAAGUUGUACAUUAUUUGUUCAGAGUUCAAUAAUGGUAAAAUAUAGGAUAUGAGAGAGAGAGUAUAGAGAAAAAGAAAAAUGAGAAGAGCGUUUGAGUGAUCGAUCGGACGGUUAGGGUUAGACCUUGAUUUUCAUGAUCACCUGUGGUCAGCUGAUGAUGUGGAAAAUGUCUCUGUACUUUCAUUGUUCUUAUUUGUUCAUUAUUCUUAAGAUUAAUUAAAUACUUGAUGUUUUGUUA